Schistosoma curassoni is the source of this 2809-nucleotide messenger RNA. The record is from the annotation of a GenBank genome assembly. NCBI's taxonomy places the organism in Eukaryota, Metazoa, Platyhelminthes, Trematoda, Strigeidida, Schistosomatidae.
CUCGUUUUCCCAAAAACCCGCUGCCAUCAGACUUCUAAAGGUCGGUCGCUUUAGGUCUAAGUAACUGCUUUCUAACUUGUUGCUGCUACUCCGCUUGAUUCCCAAUAGAAUCUUCUGCUUUUUCUAGUACACGUGCACAAGUGCACCACGUAUAUGAUACACAUAUAGAUAAUAUUAUGUCUAUGGAUUAAUUGUAAUUGCCUGUACCAACUGAAGGACUGGUCUGAAACGUCCGCACGUGUAUAUGUAUCAGACAGUACGAAGAUCCUCAAAGAUAUUUUUACAAAACAACUUUAGGGCUUAAUGUCUGCUGUAGUUACUAACUUUUCUCCGGUCUCCAACAAAUUUACUGUUGCUCUAUGUGUACUGAAUCAGUGGGCGCUUGACUUUAGUGGAAAUACUAGACGUGUAAUCGAAAGUAUUAAAACUGCUAAACGCUUGGGGGCUAAGUAUAGAGUUGGCCCAGAACUAGAGGUCUCAAGUUACGGAUGUGAAGAUCAUUUUCAUGAAUUGGAUACCUAUACUCAUUCAUGGCAAUGCAUUGCAAAAAUAUUGAGUGAAACAAAUGAAAAUGUUGAAAUGCAAGAUAUUGUUUGUGAUAUUGGAAUGCCAGUUUUACUGAGAGGUGUGGCUUAUAACUGCAGAAUUCUUUUGUUAAAUGGGACUAUUCUAUUGAUACGACCGAAAUUAGUCCUCGCAGAUGAAGGUUUGCACAGAGAGUCUCGUUGGUUUACGCCUUGGCCUCAUCACCAGAGAAUCAUUGACUUUGAGUUGCCCGAAAUAGUCCAGAAAGUAACCAAGAAUUCUCAGUCAGUAGCAGCUUUUGGUGAUGCUAUUUUACGAUUUUCUGGAAAUGGCUAUUCUGAAUGUGUACAGAUAGGCUUGGAAACAUGUGAAGAGCUUUGGACGGGAACACCACCUCAUAUUGAUAUGUAUGCGGCUGGUGUGGAUGCUGUGCUCAAUUCCAGUGCCAGUCACCAUGAACUGAGAAAACUAAGUAGAAGAAUAGAACUAGUGAAAUCUGCCAGCACAACGAAUGGUGGUGGAUUCUAUGCGUAUACAAAUCUUAGAGGAUGCGAUUCUGGGAGAGCUUGUUACGACGGUUGUGCAUUAGCCGCAGUUUCCGGUCAGCUAAUUUGUCUGAGCCCACAGUUUGGAUUUGGGGAUGUCUCUGUUGAAACUGUCACUGUUUGUCUGAAUUCACUGAGAUCAAAGCGAAUUGCCAGUCGUUGUUUUGGGCGUGCGGCUGCAGCUAGUGCAGCUGCGAAAUCCGAUGCAUUUGGCAUUACACACAGUUGUUAUCCAGUUGUUAAGGUUGAUUUCAAUCUUUGCCAUAUUGACCAUUGGCCUGAUCAGUCCUUACAGCCUCACGUUGAUACUCAUAUUCCCUCACCUCCAGAAGAGAUUUCUUAUGGUCCUGCAUUAUGGUUAUGGGACAAUUUACGCCGAAGCAAGUCUUCAGGAUUUUUUCUUUGCCUGAGUGGAGGUUUGGACAGUGCAGCAGUUGCGUGUAUUGUGUUCAGUCUUUGUAAUCAAAUUUUUCAAGCUAUAAGACAAGGUAAUAUGUCCGUUACGCACGAUUUACGAACUCUGUUGAAUGAGUCGGAUAAAUAUAUCCCUGAUAGUGGUCGUCAAUUAUGUUCUCGUCUACUAACAACUUGUUUUAUGUCAAGUGAGAACAGUUCUGCGCUUACAAGAUCACGUGCUAAUCGCUUAGCUAAACUUUUAGGUUCAAAUCAUUUAGAAUCCGAUAUUACACCACUGGUAAAAGAAUUUGUCCAUAUGGCUUCCAAGACUUUGAAUCUUGCUCAACCACCUCGUUUCACUGUUCAUGGCGGUUCAAGUAAAGAGAGUUUAGCUCUUCAAAAUAUACAAGCUAGAAGUCGUAUGGUUUCAGCAUAUUUACUGGCUCAGUUAAUACCAUGGAAAUGGAAUUUGCCGUCAGGUCUGUUAGUUUUAAGUAGUGCAAAUCUAGAUGAAGGACUAAGAGGUUAUUUAACAAAGUAUGACUGUUCUAGUGCAGACUUAAAUCCUAUUGGAAGUAUCAGUAAGUCAGAUUUACGAUUGUUUAUUGCUUACUGUGCUCAAACGUUCCCAAGUUAUAUGGAUUCUGGAAGUGGAGUUGAACUUUCGGAAGUAUUGUUAGAAAUCUUAUCUGCUCACCCAACAGCUGAACUAAUGCCACUUCAAUCUAACGGUGAAAUUAGUCAGACAGAUGAAUGUGAAAUGGGAUUGACCUAUGACGAAUUAUCAUUAUUUGGUAGACUUAGAAAAAUAUCCAACUGCGGACCUUACAGUAUGUUAGAAUCAUUAUUGGACGGUAGUUGGUUACUGAUUAAGAAGGUUAUGCCUGAUAGUUGUUUUCAAAAAGAUGGGAAACCUGGUGCUGAACUUGCUCAAUAUCUUAGCGAAAAAGUGAAAUUAUUUUUUCGUUUUUAUGCUAUCAAUCGUCAUAAGGCUACUGUUUUACCACCAGCUUACCAUACUGAGGCUUAUAGUGCUGAUGAUAACCGGUUUGAUUUCCGUCCGUAUUUAUAUCCUAAUGACUGGAAUUGGCAAUUUACUUGUCUAGAUUUACUGGUAAAGAAAUGGAUAGAACAAUUCAAGUGACUCUAUUCGGAUCGUUUUAUUUAACGACCUGUUUACUGGAACAUUUUUCUGAUCCUAGUCAACCUAUAUCAUUUAGAAUUAUUUACAUAUUUUUCUACAAUCACUGCAGAAUUAUUCUUUAGUGUGAUACUUCCAUAAGUUUUCUUAUGUGACAGUGUAAUUUCUCUGAACAUUCUGUAUCAUAACUUUAUUAAACCUC